AGUUCAAACAUUAAUAUAUACAUAUAUAACAUAUUAGUUUAUGAGCCAACCUACUGAAUUACACCAUGCUAUAUCAUUCGUAUACCUAUGUGUAUUCAUUUUUGUGUUACAUUAUAUAUUAAGUAUAUUAUCAUAUAGUUUAGUUCUAGAAGAUGGAGAAUGAAAUAGUUGUGCAGGAUCUUGAACUGCAAUCGUUGAUUGGAUUUGAUGGUAAUCCUUUGAAUGGCCUUAUACUGCAUCCAGAUGGUGUUCAUUUAGUUUAUCCAUUAGGGACAAACAUCACCGCUUAUAAUUGGUCCACGAAAGUGCAACGAUUCUUUGAAGGGCAUACCAACGUCAUAUCGGCGGUGACCGUAUCAAAAACCGGCAAGUACGUCGGUUCCGGCCAAGUAAAUUAUAUGGGAUUUCGAUCUCCGAUAAUCAUAUGGGACUUCAAAACCGGUCAGAUUAUCACGAAAUACGAGUCGCACAAAGUGCGUGUCGAGUCCGUCGCCUUCUCUUGCUGCGAAAACUUCCUUACAUCCUUGGGUGGUCUAGACGACGGUUCUGUGAUCGUUUAUGACAUUGAAAAGAAAGAAGUUCUGUGCGGUUCGUCGUCGGUGAAGUCGACCGCCGGCUACACAACGGUGCUCAAGCCCGUGCAUUUGCGCGGUGAGUGUUUCAUAGUAGCGGGCGACAACAUACUGAGACUGUGGACGUUAAACAAAGAGCAGAGGAACAUCCAAGGACUCGAUGCGUCGUUCGCGAAGAUCAAACGGAAAAUUCUGUGCACCGAGAUCGACCACAUGGACGAGUACGCCUAUUGCGGUACCAGCACCGGAGAUGUAAUGAAAAUCAAAUUGAACUUCUCGCCCGACACCGCGGUCGUGACGCCAUCCAACUCGCCGACGUUGGUCGGUUGUUUUGCCAAGCACCCGACCGGCAAGAGACGCAGUUCCGCAGUCACCGUGGAACUGUACAGCAAGGGCAUUACUUCGUUGUACCUGAUCCCGGACGGUACCAUGAUCGUGGGCUCAGGGGACGGUGUCGUAGAACUAGUGAAGCAAAAACUUCGGUCUGGCAACACGAAGAACAGGUGCAAGGUCCAGACCCGAUUGGCAACGCCCACGCACCCGUUGUUGGUGGCCUUGAAGUCGGCCAACGUGGACUCGUCCGUGACCAGCGUGCAGCUGAUGAAGAACGUCAUAUUGGUGGGCACCAACAACUGCGAGCUAUUCACGAUUCGGUCUGAAGACUUCGAAGUCACCUGCCUGUUCACGUGUCACACUUCGGUGGUAUACGAUUUGGCGUUCCCGCACAACUACAGCAAGGUGUUCGCCACGGCCAGCAAGAACGACGUGCGCGUCUGGUCAGUGGACACGCUGCAGGAGCUGCUCCGGAUCACCGUGUGGAACUUCACGUGCUCCGGUGUGCUGUUCUCGUUCGACGGUUCGCAGAUCGUUACCUCCUGGAAUGACGGCAACAUCAGGAUAUUUACACCGGAAACCGGGCGUUUGCUGUACGCCAUUAACAACUGUCAUAAUAAGGGCGUGUCGGCCAUUGCCAUGUCCAAGGACGGUAAGAAGUUGUUGAGCGGUGGUGGCGAAGGUCAGGUCCGCGUCUGGCAGGUAGACCAAAUGAACGGUACGCUGCAAGCCGUGCUCAAGGAGCACAAGGGCCCGGUAAGCUCGAUCGACGUGCACCAGCUGGGCCACGAAGCUAUCACGGCUAGUGCAGAUGGCACAUGCGUGGUGUGGGACAUUGUCCGGUUCACACGGCUGUCGAUCAUGUUCUCGUCGACAAUAUUCACCAGUGCCAAAUAUCAUCCCAACGGUGCCCAACUGCUCACGUGUGGCACCAACAGGUAUAUCGGAUUCUGGGAGGCGCUCGACGGUUCGCUAAUUCGUGAGAUCGAAGGGUCUUCGGCGUCCGCGUUAAAUUCAUUAGAUGUCACACCUAAUGGAAAGUACAUCGUGACCGGGAGUUCGGAUCAGAUGGUAAAGGUUUGGCUGUACAACGAGGGGGUGCCCACACACGUCGGCGUCGGGCACGCGGGCGUCGUGACCAACGUGAAGGUGAGCCCGGACGGCCGGUUCGUGGUAAGCACGAGCGCUGACGGCGGCAUAUUCUUGUGGCGUUUCCCGCACGCCGCCGACAUCGCGCCGCCCGGCAGCCGGUGCAGCGUGAACAGCGGCGGCUGCAGCAGCAGCGCUAGCGGCAGUCCGCGCGAACAGCAGGUGGACCGCUCGAGGGAGCUGUCGUUGAAGAAGACGUUACCUGCCCGGAAGGAGAACAUCAAGGUCAUAUCCAAGGCGCAAAAGGUCAGGGCGUCUGACGGGCCAACCGCGGGCCGUGCAACGUCGUCUGUCGACGGGAACGUGAACUCCACGACGGCAACGGACCGCGGUUCGAUUAAGUGCUUGUGCCGGCGUGAAUCAACGUGUACUUGCUGCGCCGACGCAUCCGGCAACACAGACCGGAAGAGCACGUCGUCCGUCCAAUAACAGUGUGACCUUAACUCAUAGCAUUUCCUCCGUUGGUUUUUAUUCCCUUGUUUACCUAUAUUUUUGAACAUUUUCAGCAACAUGUUGCUGAAAAUGUUCGAAAAUAUAGUUAUAAAAGUAAUCAAAUAUAAUCAAAUAUAUGUUAUAUUAUAACAGUUGGCCGACUAGAAGAGUUGACAGUGGUAGGUAGGGCCGAACUUAAAUUAUCGUUUCGGGGGUGUUGAACACCUGAAACUACCCCCUCAGCCAGUGGUGGACUGGGCCGAAAGGCGAGGGGGUGAACGCCCCUGGGUUGGUAUGAUUGCUGGCUCUCACAGGUAUAUUUGGCCCAUAUGUAGAACUGUGUAGUGAUUAAUUUAUCAGCAAAUUGUGCAAUUUUCAAAACUGUAGCUUAGUUUGCUCAAUGCGACGUAGAGUAACACCAAUACACCAUAGAACAACAAUUAUCUAUGCAGCUGCAGUGAUGGUUGAUAGAGUAAUUUAAAAUACACUGUGUUUAGAUACCUGGGCGCCCGGGUGGAUAGAGCGUACACGGACUGUCCGUGUAUAUAUUCGAUACCCGAAUAGUUAACGCGCCGGUCGGGGGCAGUUGUCACGUCAGUGAUGUUAUGCUAGCGGCACUUGUCGCUACGCUCCUCGGCGCCUUCGCUCCGCUCCGCUGAUCGUAAAUAUCCCUCGACUUGCUAUGCAACACCACCCCAAGUAGGUUACAGGGUAAUUACUAAGUUACUAACUGUUGUAUCAGUUAUCAAUCACCAUGAAAAUAAUUAAAAAAAUGCAAAAUAAAAUUUCAGCAGUUGAAACCGAUACCUGUCGCUAUGUAUGGCUUUCAAUACCUUUAGACUACGAGUUCACAUACAAUAAUCUCAUAAUAUUGUUCAUACAUUAAUUUAGCUAGAAAUAAGGAAAAGGUAUUCAAAUGGUGUUAAUAGUAGCUACGGGUUUUUUUUUUUUUUUUUGUAGCGACUACGAUAAAUGCAUGAUUCAGUUGACCAUCAAGGACACAAAGAAUUUUUUAAAGUUUUUUAGUUUUGUGUAUCAAAUGAAAAGAUGGUGAUUGGACAUUGUUAUAAAUAAACUUAUGCUGUAUAAUGAUAUUCAUGGAAUUUUUGGGCCUCUUCAUAGGAUCGCCCGGGCCGAUUUCUUACCCCAGUCCGAUCCUGCCCUCAGCACACCCCUAGUGGUUAUUACCUACAUUGCGAAAACUCAAAACGAUGACGAGACAGAUGUUUAUUUUAUCAUAGUUAUAUUUAAUUCUACGGUUUAAAUACCUAAUUGGUAUAUAGAUUCUUCACAAUAGAAAUUGUGUUGUUAUGUAUUCGACAGAGCACAUUACUAGUAAAUUAUAGAACAAAUUUGAACGGCGAAAUGUGAACAAAAUUAUAUAUUAACUUAACAAUUAA
This is a messenger RNA of Sipha flava (yellow sugarcane aphid), 3886 nucleotides long. Its product is annotated as cilia- and flagella-associated protein 52-like. Lineage: Eukaryota; Metazoa; Arthropoda; Insecta; Hemiptera; Aphididae. The transcript has 2 exons. Gene Ontology annotation, biological process: cilium assembly. The record is from RefSeq and is a predicted model, not a curated record. Bases 153 to 2483 code for a protein of 776 amino acids. Gene Ontology annotation, molecular function: protein binding.